CUCUAUUUGAACGGAUCAAAACUGUCACUACAGUCGCGCAGCACUCUCUUUUCUAUUUCAUUUUUCAAUUUGUGAAGAGACACUAUGACUAAACUACUUCGAAUUCAGAGGGGCCCUUCAGGCACCCCACCACUAGUUCUUGUUCAUGGUGGUGGGGGCACAUUAUAUGAAUACUUCUCACUCCAUAGUAUGAAUCGCGAUGUUUGGGGGAUGCCUUAUCCAGGUUAUGGCAUUGAUCAAAAGUCCACUAGCAGCUUGUCUGAGAUGGCGAAAACAUAUAUAAUGAUGUUAAGAAAUACGAUAUCUAGUGGGGAUAUAAUACUUGGAGGUUGGUCUUCUGGAGGCUGUUUUGCACUCGAGAUAGCAUAUGCGCUUAAAAAUGACCACAAUAUAAGGGUUCUAGGUCUAGUAUUCAUAGACAGCGUCUACCCCGAGUUUAGGCCUGAUUCUUCUGAGACGGAGACUUACUUCGUAAAUUUCACCGAAAGUAGCCAAGGAGAAACUCGCAAACGUGUCCAAAAGUCCAUGGACGAGAUAAAUUUCAAACUGUCACGCUGGCGCGGUCCAGACUGGUCACAAUCGGUAGUCGAUGAACAAGGCGAACUUCAACAUACUUCAGACUCUGUUAUUCCCCUUUUGGCUAUUUUGAUUCGGGCAAUCGAGGAAACAUCACCGAAUCUGAAAACUUGCAGAUCGGGCCCAAAAGGAUGGCUUCUUGGCUGGGACGAAUAUAAUAAGAACUUCUUCUAUCAGGUUAUCAGUGUCCAGGGUAAUCAUUUCACUUUAUUCGAAGACAAAAACGUUGUUCAGGUGACCAAAGCAUUGAGAAAAGCAUGUUGGACUAUAGAAAGACAGUGAGAGACAUACUUGGGAGUAAGCAAGCGUGCUUGCUUGCUUGCUUGAUACACUUAUUAUUAUUAUUCCAUUAUAGUCCUGUAUCAGCCGUUGGCUAUGUAGGACUUUGGCCAAAGGCCGUUCUAUCUAACUAGUUACAAUUUGGUACGUUAUGCUAUAUUGCGUGACUGUGGUGCUUCGGCCUUUAUCUAGCUAAGCUUUAACUAGCUUUGUAGAUGCCUGGUGCUAAAGAGCAGUUUGGUAACAGGAAGAGAUGUAGGGGAGCUAGGCUACCUUCCAGCGGGCUCUCUUAGGAGGUAGGAAAUAGUGCUAAUAAAAUCAACUUUGUUCUU
This is a messenger RNA of Bipolaris sorokiniana ND90Pr, 1187 nucleotides long. RefSeq lists its product as uncharacterized. Bases 85 to 858 code for a protein of 257 amino acids. Lineage: Eukaryota; Fungi; Ascomycota; Dothideomycetes; Pleosporales; Pleosporaceae. The transcript has 3 exons. Gene Ontology annotation, biological process: biosynthetic process. The record is from RefSeq and is a predicted model, not a curated record.